Molecule: messenger RNA, 1790 nt
Organism: Zychaea mexicana
Lineage: Eukaryota; Fungi; Mucoromycota; Mucoromycetes; Mucorales; Lichtheimiaceae
Product: RAI1 like PD-XK nuclease-domain-containing protein
Exons: 7
Coding region: 228-1529 (433 amino acids)
Biological process (GO): NAD-cap decapping; nuclear-transcribed mRNA catabolic process
Cellular component (GO): nucleus; cytosol
Molecular function (GO): mRNA 5'-diphosphatase activity
Source: RefSeq, a predicted model, not a curated record
CCUGUUAUUCAUCGCUUGUGAUAUACUGUAGGUGUGAUGACCUGGCGGUCGAUUUCGUUGCUUGGAUAGCGUUGUAAGAGUAGCUUUGUUCCAUCAUUAUGAUUGUUACAUGAGGGCAAACAUGCUGCUUUGUGGUUUAAAGAGCUGCUACAUAGCUAAUGUUAAGCAAACUCAGGGUAUUUGGAGCGAAGUAGAAUGACCUUUCCGUGUGUAGAGCAAACGCUGCUAUGCGGGGAUACACUGCAUUGAAGUGCGCUACUAAGAAACUGAGAAAAGGCUCGAACCUGUUUUUUCUUUCACUUUCCCUCAUAAACCUCGUGGCAACAAAAAUCAUAAUGUCGAAAAGAAAGCAUCUUUACGAAGACGUCAUAAACUCGGCAGCCAAACGUUUUCACCGGAAUGGUGAAGCUGAGCAAAACAGUUUUCGCGUAUUACCAGCUCAUCGAUACAGUGGACGCUGCCCUGAGUACAGACAACCUAUUGAGGUCAAUUCUUACAGCAUCGAUGCUGAUCGCAGGGUUUGGUUCGACGACAGAGAGCUUAAAUAUUAUGCAGCACCGCGAUUAACUUCCACGACUCCUUCGCUUUCGUACAACUAUGAUCGUUUUGUUCAACGCGACGAAACUAUACCGGAACAUAUUGAUACGCUUUUGGAUGCUUUGACUGACGCCAAAUCAAAAAGUACUGUUGAUGACACACAAGCUGAUAUUGUAACUUGGCGAGGUAUUAUGACCAAGCUCUUCUGUACACCUUUUUCGCGUAACGAGCCUUGGGAAUUGCGAGUGACGCGAUCAAAGGGUACGAUUUAUAUCGAGGAACAACAGACAGAGCAAAAACGCCAGCGCGAAGCAACGACGGAUGAUCGACAGCGGCUUAUGAGCUAUUGGGGAUAUCAAUUUGAAGCAAUGUGCACAUCAACAGAUCCAAAAGGGGAGGCUCCCAUAGUAAACGAAGACAUGGAACCACCGAAUACCAAUGUACAAUAUUGCGUGAUCGUACGGACUAGACUUGGCGGAAACUCUAUUAUUAUGGGCGCCGAGGUGGAUUGUAUUGAAGGAUUGAAACCGUCCAAGGAAGAACGAAAUCCUUUGAAGCAAUACAUUGAGCUUAAAACAUCAAGACGCAUUGAUGUCGAAAGGCAGCAGAUAUCCUUUGAAAAAUACAAGCUACUCAAAUUCUGGGCACAAUCUUUCCUUGUUGGAGUACCUAGAGUGGUAUGCGGUUUUCGCGACGAUAAUGGAGUCAUUAGUCAUCUUGAGACUUUAAAAACUCUUGAGAUUCCUCGCAAAGUGCGGGGAAAACCGAACAUGUGGGAUCCAUCCGUGUGUAUGAAUUUCACGGACCAGUUCCUGAAUUGGCUGAAAUCUGUAGUGACCGUGGAUGAUCCUUCAGUGACUUAUUCGGUUGCUUGGAAGGAGCCCUGGCGUGAAAUUUUCAUCGAAUGUAAUGGCAAAAAAGACGCGUUCUUGACCCAGCGAUAUCUGGAUGGCACAAUGAGUAAUGAUAUUGGAGGUCCAAGAGCAUCGUGAUGUCCUUUAACCAUAAAAACUGAUAUAUCGGUUUUUUGCGUGACUUUGGGAGGAGCUUUCUGUAUAUAAAUAGAUAAAGAGGGAUGAUUCGGAUGUAUUGACAGCCAAAUUCGGUCCACUAAACUCUAUUAUGUCCGAGAACAAUAAAGACUUACAGGAAGAAGAGUAUAUGGCCUUAGAAGCCAUUUACGGGCCGGACGUUGUUAAGAAAGAAAACGAAUCGUCGGACGACGCAUAUAUUGUGACAAUCAACCUCGACGA